This is a messenger RNA of Cuscuta campestris, 3533 nucleotides long. The record is from the annotation of a GenBank genome assembly. NCBI's taxonomy places the organism in Eukaryota, Viridiplantae, Streptophyta, Magnoliopsida, Solanales, Convolvulaceae.
GCUAGGCGACACCAUCCCUAUAUAAGGCGAGGUUCCCCACCAAAUUUCUUCACUUGCAAUUCGCUAUCUAAAAAUAUUCCCGGUUGCUACUACUGUCUCUUGAGUCCUCCAAGUCCUCUAGUUUCAAGUAAGUGUUCUCUCCCCCUCUUCAUUUCUUCGAGUCAUGUCUGAGAACAAGGACAGUCAGAACCCUUCUGUCCAUUCUAUGGUUCUGGAGAAGCCGAUUGACACCACCACUUCUACCCCUUCUACUUCCGCGGCAAAGGUGGUCAUGGUGGCCCAGCCAUCACUCAUGCAGAAAGCUCAUGUCCACGAGCUGCGCAACCUUCUUCCGGAAGGUUACCAAUUGUCUUAUCGGGCAACGUGGAGGAAUAUUAUUUCCCUCCACACCGGUACGACAAUGGGAAACCACUACCAUUCCAUCAAAGACUUGGGUGAAUUCUCCAUUCACCCGUUCAAAGUCCUCUUCUUCGAGACAUACGGGAUCAUGCCCGGGCAGUUGGCCCCAAAUGGUCACCAUAUGCUCAUCAGUUUUAUCAAUGUUUAUCGCUUCCUUCGCAUCCCCCUUUCCCUCCGUCUCUUUGAUCACAUGUUUGACGUCUGGUCAGGAUCCAAGGAAACCCUUGGAUUUGUGAUUGUGUCCUCUCAUCAGGGAUGGACUUUUCUUUCUGGUCUUCCUCCUUCAGGGGGUGGAAAGAAAAUGGUGAAAUUCAACUCCAAGUUCUCCAUCCCCCACAUCGAGGAUGUUGAGGGGCCCUCCACCGUCCAACCCAUCAGCCAGCAACCCCCCGAGGAUGAGCAACCGGCUCAAUCCCAGCAGGGGACCAACAUCCCCAUUCACUCCAGGGAAGUCUAUAUUGAUAUUGAAACCCUGGAGUUCGAUAAUAUGCUCGGGGAGACUGGGCACAACUCAGAGGUCGGGCAAGGGGGCCAGCAGCUGGAGGUCGAUUGGAUUGGCCAAGAAUGGGCCACCCGGCUCGUGAAGACCAAAUCCGAGGAAAAGAGCCAGAUUGAUGGGAUGAUGGUCGCCUUCCGGAAGGAGGCCCAAGCCGCUCGGCUAACGAAUGCCGGGCUGGAGGAGAAGGCCGCCUGGUCGGCUGAGGAGGUUGCCCAGCUAAGGGCAGAGCUUGAAAGAGCAAGAAGCGGCCGGGCUUCUUAUGCUGCAGCCUGGGCUGCCCAAGAGCCUGAGCAGUUUUCUGCCUGGGCACUUCCUGAUCGGGAGACCGCCAUCAGGUUCUUCCAGGACCUUUACAAGCAUGAGGUGUCCGCCAAGGUCAUCAACGAGAUCGGGACCUUUGGCUUCGAGAGCGGCGAGUAUCAGGAUUGCCGGGGGCUUUAUGGGAUUCUCCAAAAGCGGAUUCAAGGUUUUGAGCCGAAGGUUGAGCGAGGGGUCUCUUGGAAACAGCCUCCCUACUUUCGAGUAGGGGCAAGGCUUCCCUACAGCGCUGUCCAACCUAAGCCAAAAAUACAGUGCAUUGGCAGAAAGUUUUUGGACAGCGAUGUUGACCCAACAACAGCGCUGUCAGGCCAAACUUCCAUCUUCAAAAGAAUUGGAGAAGGUCAAUCCACUUCUAGGCCACCACUCUUUGAUGGCACCAACUAUUCCUAUUGGAAGGAACAGAUGAGAAUCUAUAUCCGUUCCACCAACUUCCAAUUAUGGUUGGUCAUCAAAAACGGAGAGGAAAUCCCUAUGAAGAAAGUAGGAGAAACCACGGUUCCAAAAACCGAGGACGAGCUUGAUGCUGAGGACAUCAAGAAGGUUGAAAACUACGCAAAAGCUAUCAACAUGCUUUACUGUGCGGUUAACCCCGAUGACUACCGGAAAAUCUCUUGCUGCACAACCGCCAAGGAGAUGUGGGACAUGCUUGAAGUGACGUACGAAGGUACCGAUCAAGUUCAUGAAGCCAAGAUCGAUUUUCUCAACCAAGAGUACGAAAUGUUCCGAAUGAAAGAAGGUGAGAAAAUCGAUGACAUGUUCGACCGGUUCUCAAAGAUCAUCAACGAUCUUCAUGCUCUCAAAAAGACUUACGCCAACAAGGAUCUCGUGAGGAAAAUCCUGCGGAGUCUCACACCCGAAUGGAGGUCAAAAGCCGAUGCAAUCUAUGAAUCCAUUGGAGUCUCAAAUGUCACCAUCGACGGGCUAAGAGAUAAGGGCAGGGCAGGAACCUCCGGGAAAUCAAAGUCCAAAUCCCGGGCGCCUACGACAUCCUCCGAGGAACGCCUUUACUACGACGACGGGUCAUACCUCUGGUUUGAUUCCGAGGAGGAACGCACCCGUUUCCUCACCUUCUUCUCUAAACGGGUUGUGGCUCCCCCGCGAAUCAUCCCGGAGCGCUACCCGGAGUUGCAGGGUUACGACGACCUAGACGCACAGCUUCAUCAAGCCGGCCUUUGGCCGUUCGUCUCCCGGGCGCGGAAGGAGAUCAACCCGGCGCUGAUCCGGGCCUUCUACUCCAACCUCCGGCGUGAGGACGACGUCAUCUACAGCCUCGUCAAGUCCACGCCGAUUGAGCUCACUAUAGAGCAGCUUGGGCGCAUCGCCGGCCUUCCCUUCCAAGGCGACGAUGUCUCUCACUAUGGCGGAGAGGACUGGGUGCUCAACAACGAGGGCCUUAUCCUCAACGAGCUUGGCAUCACCGAGCUCAUACGCCAUGCCUCAGGCCGCCCCACCAUCCACUCCGCUAACCCCGAAGGCCGUCUCGUUCUCUACAUCGUGUCCCGGAUCAUUAAACCCCGGAAGCACGGCCACACAAUCAUGUCCGGAGAGGACCUCAAGCUCGUCCACGCGAUCAUGCACUCGGCCCCAAUCAAUUGGGCGAAGUUUUUCAUGAUCAACAUGACGAUCGCCGCGUCCACCGACCACGAUCACCUCCUCCCGUACCCGUUUUUGGUGAUGGACAUCCUUGAACGGUUCAAGGUAACCACCAUCGUUGGCCCGCUCACGAAGGCCACGAAGCUUUGGACGAUAAGAGCCCAAACCUUCACCAAGCGGUCGGACAACGCCGCGCCUGCCACUGCCGCGCCACGCCGCACUGCCCCUGCCGCUGGCCCAGCCGAACCCCAGGCCCGAGCCAACCUCGCCUCCAUCGCCGACUCCCUCAACCGGCUACACCUCAAAGUUGGCGGGAUGGAUGGCUACCUUGAGCGGCUCGAGGAGGCGGUCCAACGCCAAGGGUACGCCAUGAACGCGUACUUCCAACGCGUUAACUACGUCCCCCCACCGUACCAUGGCACGUUCUUUGGGCAAGUGUACGGUGACGAGGACGAAGACGAUGCCUCAUAUGCCCCGUCAAGCUCCCCGGAUGACGACGAGUUCGAUGACGCCAUUGAUGGUGAUGAGAUGGACGUCGACGAGGACGAGGACGAAACCGAAGACGAAAACUAGGACACCCCUAGAAUUUCUAUCUCUUUUCCUUUAAUUGUCUUGUUUUUUUUAAUGCUUCUGUUGUACUCCGCUAUUUCCCAUCAAUAAAUAAAAGUAUCUUUUAUCUUUUUGUUAAUGUCAAAAGGGGGAAGAAAAGGGCUAUGCAUAU